UGUGGUAUUGUUUACAUCACGGGUCAAAACUUGUUGUGAUGUGAGAGUGUCUUAUCAUUUCUUCGAUGUUUGGAAAUUUUGCUAACAAAAAGAGAAGGGAAAAUGGUGUUUCCUCGUUGAUUCUUGUUAAAUAGAUCCAGUGAUCGCCUAGAGCGAUUGUCAAGUUAAUUCGAGAUGCCCGUGCCUGAAGAGUCGUUGUUUUCAUUGGAGUUAGUGAUCGACAAACUGUACAUUCCACAUGUAACAUGUCGCUUUCCCGCCGUUGCAUUCCGACUCUUAGAUUUUCCGACAAUUUUAAUUAACCACGUAGAAGAUGGUCUCAGUAAAACAAUUAAAGAAAAGAUUGCUCGUGAUCCAUAUUAUCAAAUGCCAGACCAGUUUGCUGAACUCCAAGACAACCAUGGGAAUUACAUGGUGAAAAAGGGAAAAUCAUGUCUGUUCACAACAAGUGUAGACUCUUUAAAGGCCCACUUAUUAAAUACACCUCUUUAUGUUAUGGUUUUAGACAUGUAUCCUGAAACACCAAAGCUUGUAGGCAAUAGCAGUGUUCCGCUUGACAAUCUUAUGAAAGACAUUUGUGUAGAUAUUGUGAAAAAUGGUGCUUCGGUCCCAUCAGUUCAUGGUGACAAAGGCUUAUUUAAAAUCUACAGCCUGAUGGGAAAAGAAAUAGGGUAUAUUGUGUUAGGCUUUCGUUUGCUGUGUCUGGGGCCAAGUUUAGCAGGACAUGUAUCCAGUAAACCUAUUCUCAAGUCAAAGUUACACACAGCGGAAAUCGAAGAUCAAAGAAAUGUUAAUUUCAUAGAUGUAAAGCCAGUUGACAAAGAUGAAAAGGCAUCCCCUUUUAAAAAUGACAGUCAACCUAAAGAUAUCAGCAGUCAUGAAAAUAAACUAAGAUCAUCCCAUGACAUGGGUUCUAUGACUGAUGCUAUGAAGCAUGAUGUUUUACUGCAAACUAUUCCCACGGAAGAAAAGGCUGUGCAUGUCGUUAUUUCUGAACCAGAACGUCCAAAACCAAAACAUUUCUCCUCUUCCACACAAACACAUAAACGUAAUAAAAGGAGAAAUAGACACUUUCCCCUGCAAGGACUAGACAUAAAACCUGAUUUGGAAAAUCAAGAAGAUGACCUUGAGGUUCCAAAUGUCAUAUGUCCCCCACCAUUAUUUUACAAUAAAUACUCUGAACCAAGAUUAAGAACUGAACGGCCUGUUGAUUAUACGGAUGACGAAAGUUUAGAUGAUAUUAGUGAAAUAGGAAGUAUUAAUGGACAUAAAACCCCAAAUGAAGUUUCCCAUGUUGCUAAAAGUUCAGAAAAGAAGCAUGUUACACUGAGCAAUCAAGUAAAAUCAAGGUCUGCAGUGAAUCAUUGUGGUCCAAGAGUAAAACAACAGGGACCAGAGUUACACUUACUUCAAAAUAAUCAAACAGAAGCAGUGUUCCCGAUCCUGACAGCCUUAUUAAAUGAACUAGUUGGUAUCCAAGGAUCUCAUGGUUUAGAAAAUGUUAUUAGCAAGGUAAACACUGCAAUACAGUCCCCAAAACAACCAGAUAAUAUCAGAAAGGUUAAAAAUGAGUAUCCCAUUUCUUCAUCUUUCUCUAAAUCAACAGUUAGCUCUGAAAGAAAGAUGAAUCUCCAGAAAGAGGUACCCAUCAAAUCCCCCCGAAAUAAAAGUUGGAUUAGGAAAACCCCAGAAUCUAUUCCUAGAAAAGGCAAGCUAACUUAUAGACUUACUAAGACUCAGAAACUGCGAUUAGCAAAGGGAAAUCCCAAGUGGUUAAAAGAGAAAGAAAAGACUGAAGAAAGUUUGAAAACACAAAAACCAUUGCAUGCAGUCCCUGAACAAGAGGAUGAAUUAAAUGUUACAAAUUUUUCAGAUACGUUAACUGAAGUCAGAAGGCUCGCGGAAAAAGAACUAGCUAAUCAAACUUUGGAUUCUGUCCAUGAUAUGUCAACAAUGGCAAGCAAUUUGUCAAGCCCUCCACGUUUGAAGAAAAAGUACACAUCCAAAACAAAAUCAAAAGAAUCCAGUAGUCCAAAAGUUAAACACAAAGAAUCUCUGUCAAAUUCAAAUAAUCGGCUCGGAAAAUCCAAUUCUAAUAAAGAUGUAAAAUCCCCUACAUCUAAAUUACAUUCAAAGGACAUGCCAAUAACACCAAAGUCGACUAGGGGUUCACCAGCUGUAAUGGAACAUGAUGAUGCUCCUCAACCUCUGGUUGCAGUAGAACCAGAACUGAGAAGAUUUGUGUCCCCAGAUGUACCCAGUACAACAAGUGGUGUUACUGAUGAGGAUAAUGAAAGAGUAGGGAGUGUCAUGAAUCAGAAAAGUGUAAAGGUGCAUAUACCUAAAGCUGACACUGAACAUGAAAGUGAUGAGGAUAUUCCGUUACCUGAUAAUGAUAGGGCUGGUUCAAAAUUGGGUAGCAUUCUACAAAGAUCUCAAACAUCAUUUGAUAUGUCAGAAACUGUAGAUGAGGAUGCUCCCAUGGAGUCAACAAGAACAUCUCAGAAUUAUCGCAGUGAUUUUGCUGACUCUAAAGUGUAUCAGUCAACAACAGACAAUGAUACUAAACAAUUUCUGUCAACUGAAGAACCAGAGCUGAAGAAAUUAAUGAGUGAUGAUAAUUCUGAGGUUUCUGAGCCCUCCCCAAGAUAUGUUCCUAAUUUUUCUUCCGAGAGUAAACCAAGUGUUAGGUCAUCUUUAAAGUUUCCUGUAGUCAAUCCUGUUGCAUCUGAAAACUCGCCCAUUCCUGCUACCAGAAAAUCAACAAUAAAAUCUGAGGGCAAGUUAACACCUAGGAAUUCCGAAAAUGUUUCAUCUCCCGCGAGCUCCAGGGUCCACACACCACGGGUGAAAAGAUAUGUCCCGAAGCCCAGAGAAUCUAUCCAUACUGAAUCUGUUAGUUCUUAUUUACCAUCAGAUGCUGAUGCAGCAGUGUCUCUAACCAGUUCUGCUAAUUAUUCGGAUGAUUUUCAACUUAGUGCAAGUUUUGGUAGUGGCUCUGAUUUAGCAUCAUCACCAGAAGUUCAAAAUGUGCCUCACAGAAUACCUUCAACAAAAUUAGGGUAUACAAUAUCAUGAAUACAUGUUGGUUUUCGUAAUGUGCCUUUGUACUUGUUUAGUUGCCUUCUUAUUUCAAGAAACUUAUUACACAAUCUCAAGUGCUCUUCAUGAGAUAGUGCCUGCUUCAAUGUGAAUAUUUUUGUGUAUGUCUGUUCUUCAUCUUGAUAAAUCAUUAUAGUUCACUUUUGCGGUGGGGUGGAAAGGGGAUUGAAACCUGAAGAAUUGUUAUUUAUAAAUUAAGCCUAAUUGUUUUUCAUAUGGGUAUCCUCUUAAAAUUAAAAUAUUUUAUUUCUAAUUGUCUAUAAUUUUGAUGAUCUAAGCUAUGUGGAUGUACAAACUGUAUGUGUAUUACUGCAGUAUAUUUCUGUUUAGAAUUCAUAAUAUUUUCUGAUGUAUAUUCCCAUUUCUAGCUAUGAAUUGUAUUAUUUAUUAUGAUAAUUGUUUAUGUAUUUAUUUUUAUAAAAUAUAUAAUGUAUUUAUCUGAAAAAGAAUCAAGAAUUUACAUGAAGUCUUUUGUAGUGGGGCUAUACUGGAGUUAUCUCCUUUCAACCGUUUAGAACUCAGAAGCGUUACCUUCCUCUGAAGACUUGACGUAUACCACUGCCAAAUUGUGUCAUCAACUGUGCAGGCCUAUGGUUCAAUUUAAUUUCAAUAAUUCGCUUGAGCGUAGGGGUCUUUAAUAGUGGAAGGACCCGGAGAAAACCCACUUGGUUGGACAGGCUAUCCCACUCCUUGUUACGUACCACUGGGGAAUCGAAACCACGCCAGUUGACUCAAUGACAGACCUUAUGGUACAGCGCACCACCACCAAUACCACCACCACCACCCCAGGCCUAUAUGACUCCGGGCAAGUUCUCCGUUUGAUAUUGGUAAUUACUUUGACAUUGGCAAUCUUUCUCUAUACUUUGUGUAGUGACUUAACUGAUAACCCAGGCAGUCGCAAACCUAAUAGUAGUACAUUAUGACUGAUAGGGAUGACAUCAGGACGAGUUCUUUUCAAAAUAAAAUUCUAAAUACAUGUAUAUAUUUUUAUACGCCCACAUUUAAAUGUGGUCGUAUAUAUUGUCGCCCCCGUCCGUCCGGCGUCCACAAUUGCUUGUGGACGCUCUAGAGGCUAAAGUUAAUAUCCGAUUGACUUUAAAUUCAUACACAGCGUUUAAGGUCGUGCGACGAAGAAUCCUAUUGAUUUUUAGCAAUUUCCGAUAAUUACUGCCAGAGUUAUGGCCCUUGAUCACUUUUAAAAAUCUUGUGGACGCUAUAGAGGCCAAGGUUAAUAUCCGAUUGACUUUAAAUUUAUACUCAGUGUUUAAGGUCAUGAGACGAAGAAGCCUAUUGAUUUUCAGCGAUUUCCGAUAAUUACUGCCAGAGUUAUGGCCCUUAAUCACUUUGAAAAAUCUUGUGGACACUCUAGAGGUCAAAGUUAAUAUCCGAUUGACUUUAAAUUUAUACACAGUGUUUACGGUCAUGAGACGAAGAAGCCUUUUGAUUUUCAGCGAUUUGCGAUAAUUACUGCCAGAGUUAUGGCCCUUGAUCACUUUGAAAAAUCUUCUGGACGCUCUAGAGGCCAAAGUUAAUAUCCGAUUGACUUUAAAUUUAUAAUCAGAUUUUAGUGUAUUAUAAAUGUUUCAUUACCGAAAAUUAAAAAUAUGCGACAACUCUUGUUGACUGCCCGGACGAUUUAGCUGCUGUGGGCGUAUGUUUCGUUGCCUGGCAAUCUAUCUUUAAAAAAUUAUGUAGAACAAAAAAGGAUUUUGAAGUGCCAGGAUCUGGUUGCUUCCCAUUCGAACGACUCGAAACAUAGGGCAAGGCCAGCAGACAUCUUGAUAAUUAAGACGCAAUCCAUUCUCGGAAACAUGCGCGUAUCUAUUAAAGGGACAAUAACACUCUUGCUGGCUUGACAGCUCCAGAAAAUAAAAAAUAGCCUUAUUCUAAGUACUAGAUGUGUUAGUGUCCUACCUGUUGUGUAAAUUAUCCAUUACAUCCUAUUUUACUUGUCCUGAGGGUUCGAAAAUGUUUUUAAAUCCCAGUCACAUUUGAAAAGGUUUACGUUAGGCUUUUCGGAUCAUUUACAUGUAGUUGAAUUUUUCCAAUUUUUUAAAUUAUGUGUGUUAAGAUGAAAUUUGUAUCAUCAAUUAAUUGGAAUAUUGUAAAAUAGUACAAUUUGUUGACCAUAAUAAAGAUUGGGACAUAUUAUUCAGUUACAACAAGAGUGGUAUUGAGCCUUUAAUCAAUUACAAUACGGGAUCAGCGUUUACAUAUUAUGAAAUGAUACUGGGUUUAACGCCCAAUUUUCUGGA
Patella vulgata (common limpet) is the source of this 5357-nucleotide messenger RNA. RefSeq names its product microtubule-associated protein 10. Gene Ontology annotation, cellular component: mitotic spindle midzone; centrosome; mitotic spindle pole. The record is from RefSeq and is a predicted model, not a curated record. NCBI's taxonomy places the organism in Eukaryota, Metazoa, Mollusca, Gastropoda, Patellidae. Gene Ontology annotation, molecular function: microtubule binding. Gene Ontology annotation, biological process: positive regulation of cytokinesis; mitotic spindle midzone assembly; cytoplasmic microtubule organization. The transcript has a single exon. Bases 175 to 3078 code for a protein of 967 amino acids.